UCUACUGUUGAAUAGUAGCUGAGAAGCAGAUUCCAUUCACGUGCCUAAUUUGUCAAUCCAUUUUCAUCCAAGUAUAUCCAAUUCAACAUAUUUGCAGGCUAUAAAUGAGUUGAAAGAUCUCCUUUUUCUUUUCAGGCAAGAAGAAAAUUAAGCAAAGAAAGAUCCAAGAACAAGAACACUAAUGGCUGACGAGUCAUGGAGGACGCCGGCGAUAGUGCAAGAGCUGGCGGCGGCCGGCGUCGAGGAGCCACCGAGUCGGUACGUGCUUGGGGAGAAAGACCGUUCUGACGAGCUGGUCGCCGCCGAGCUGCCGGAGCCCAUCCCCGUCGUUGAUCUCAGCCGGCUAGCCGGCGCCGACGAGGCUGCCAAGCUCAGGGCGGCUCUGCAGAAUUGGGGCUUCUUCCUGCUUACCAACCAUGGAGUAGAAACCUCUCUGAUGGAUGAUGUGUUGAACUUGGCAAGAGAGUUCUUCAACCAACCGAUCGAACGGAAGCGAAAAUUCAGCAACUUGAUCGACGGCAAGAACUUCCAGGUGGAAGGGUAUGGAACUGACCGGGUGGUAACCCAAGAUCAGAUCCUGGACUGGUCUGAUCGGCUGUUUCUCAGAGUUGAACCCAAGGAGGAGCGAAAUCUUGCCUUCUGGCCUGACCAUCCUGAAUCUUUCAGGGAUGUUCUGAACGAGUACGCAUCAAGAACCAAAAGAAUAAGAGACGAUAUCGUUCAGGCUAUGUCCAAGCUUCUUGGGCUUGAUGAGGAUUACUUCUUCGACCGACUCAACAAAGCUCCUGCACUUGCAAGAUUCAACUACUACCCUCCCUGUCCAAGGCCUGACCUUGUGUUCGGCGUCAGGCCUCACUCCGACGGCUCCCUCUUUACGAUUCUUCUCGUCGACGAAGAUGUCGGUGGCCUGCAAAUUCAGAGGGAUGGCAAGUGGUACAAUGUUCAGGUCACUCCCAACACAUUGCUGAUCAACUUAGGUGACACCAUGGAGGUAUUGUGCAAUGGCAUCUUCAGGAGCCCAGUGCACAGGGUGGUGACAAACGCCGAGAGGGAGAGGAUCUCACUGGCCAUGUUUUACAGUGUGAAUGAUGAGAAAGAUAUUGGGCCGGCGGCUGGUUUGCUGGAUGAGAAUCGGCCUGCAAGAUACAGGAAAGUGAGCGUCGGAGAGUUCAGGGCUGGGAUCAUUGGAAAAUUCUCUCGACGAGAGAGAUACAUCGACUCCCUGAAGAUCUGAUUUGUACUAGUAGCAUGAUUGUUGCAAGCUCAGCAGCUUUCAGUAGCAAGUAUUCCUGGGAAAAUAAAUAUGUUUUUUUCCUUGAGGGAAUUGCUAAAAGCAUGUCGCAAGUUUUUUUUAACAAAAAACUUUCAAAUGUAACUAUAAUAUUAUUAAUGGUAUUGUAAUUAGACAUUAUUAAUAUUAUAGUGUUAUUAUAUUGUAAUUAUUGUAUAAUUGUAAUGUAAUUACACUAUUAACUACAUUGGAUAUGUUUUUUUUCCUACUUUUA
Oryza sativa Japonica Group (Japanese rice) is the source of this 1505-nucleotide messenger RNA. RefSeq names its product protein SRG1. The record is from RefSeq and is a predicted model, not a curated record. NCBI's taxonomy places the organism in Eukaryota, Viridiplantae, Streptophyta, Magnoliopsida, Poales, Poaceae.